Nipponia nippon (crested ibis) is the source of this 951-nucleotide messenger RNA. NCBI's taxonomy places the organism in Eukaryota, Metazoa, Chordata, Aves, Pelecaniformes, Threskiornithidae. The record is from RefSeq and is a predicted model, not a curated record.
AUGGGGGGUGCCAAGGGGAAGCCCCCCGAGGGUGCUCAGCACCCCACGGGGCGGAGGAUCAGCCUCGCCAUCGAGGGUUCGGUGCUGCUCCUCCCCGCGUUCGCCCCGCACGCCUCCGCACGGGCGCUGCUCGGGAGUGCCGGGGUGCUGCCGUGCCGGGGGGGCCGUGGGUUGGGGGGUCCCCGUCACCCGGAGGGGUCCCGGCUGACGGGGGCCGCUGUGCCUCGCAGCGGGCUGUCGCAGGAGGCGGGCAGCGUGGAGCAGCUCUCCCUGCACUGCGCCGAGGGCUCACUGGAAUGGCUGUACCCCACCGGGGCCCUGCGCCUCCGCCUGGCCCCCCGCUUGCCCCCCGCCGCCGCCUCCGCCAAGGGCAGGAGCCCCCGGCACGUCACCGCCUGCGUUAAACCCGCCGGCACCUUUCGGGGGGCUCAGCUCUACCUGGAGAGGGAGGGGGUGCUGGAGCUGCUGCUGCCGGAGGCCCCCCGACCCCGCGUCCGCUGCUUCAGCUGGCUGGCCCGGGAGGAGGGGGCUCUCUUCCUAUGGGGACGGGGACAGGGACAGGAACAGAGAUGGGGAUAAAGAUGGGGAUGGGGACGGGGACACACUGACACCCCUCCCUGCCUUCCCCCCGCAGUGAUCCGCGGCAGCAUCCGGAGCGUCUCCAACGACGUGGAGCUGCAGGAAUCCGUCAUCGGGGUGAGCGCCGCCCGCAUCCACCGCCAAAAAUUCCCCCUCUUCCAGGCGGGGGGGCGGCCGGGGCGGCCGGUGGGCAGCAUCCGCACCCCGCUGCGCUGCGGCGUCAAGCCAGGCCCCGGCACCUUCCUCUUCACCGGGUGGCUGCAUUUUGGCGAAGCCUGGCUGAGCUGCGCGCCCCGCUAUAGGGACUUCCAGCGCAUCUACGAGGGGGCGCGGCGCACGCGCCAGAACCCCUGCGAGUUCCCCAUGGACUGA